AUGAACGGGGGUCCGUUCAAGCUUCCCACCAAGGAAAAUGCGGACGCCGCGAAGAAGAAGAGAGAGGCGAUCGCCCGGAUCAAGAAGUGGGUCGAGUCUCGCAUCCCGGAUAAGCACAUCAAGGAUCGCACGUGCGUCGUCGACGUCUCGGAGAUCGUGUGCGGCGACCCCGAGUGCGCCCCCAUAGACACCGCGGUGCGAAUCAUCUACGAGGGGAAGGCGGAAGGUCCGGUUGGCACCGCGUUUGCCUUUCCAUGCCAAUCCGUCGAGCUGACGAGAGAGGCUCUCGACGAGCGCAUGCCCCCGGCGUCAACCUUCGAGGACUGGUACGAGGGUAAACCAACGCACUGGCCGCCGCCGCCGGACGACGUGACUCUGAGGUUCGAGGUCGGCGCGAGGGUCGAGUGCAAGGUGGGUAAGAAGGAGUGGGCGCCCGGGGCGGUGACCAUGCACUGGUUCAGGCAGGGCGACUGGCCCCCAGGCAUGUUCGCGCCCUAUCAGGUGCAGCUCGACGACGGUCGGCUGAUCUUCGCGCCGGACGAUGCGAACAAGUGCAUCAGGGCGGAGGGCUCGGGGAAGGGAUGGUGCUGCUUCGGGGGUUGAUGCGAGAGGAACAGGGAGGUCUAAGAAUAGUGCUACAGUACCACAGGUGGCGAUUUUUCCAGCUGUGGUCUUGAUUUUUUU
This is a messenger RNA of Micromonas commoda, 684 nucleotides long. RefSeq lists its product with no specific name. Bases 1 to 603 code for a protein of 200 amino acids. The transcript has 3 exons. Lineage: Eukaryota; Viridiplantae; Chlorophyta; Mamiellophyceae; Mamiellales; Mamiellaceae. The record is from RefSeq and is a predicted model, not a curated record.